UAUUAUUUUUUGUUUUUUGUAUGGUUUGCGGAAAGUAAAAGUGGCUGCCGUCGCUGUCGCCGUCGCCGUCGCCGCCUGCCUUUGCCUGUAUGUGUAUUUGUAUUUGUGUUUUUGUAUUUAUAUUCAUGUACGUUCGGUUACGUUGAGCGUGUGCGCGCGCGAAUGUUUGUGUGUAAAAAGAAGUUGCAAAAAAACAAAAGUUACGCAAAAACAUAGCAAAAUUGUGUAAAAUAACAACACCAGCAGCAGCAGCAGCAGCAGCCUCGUGCCACUGUGUGUGUGUGAGUGAGCGUGCGUGCGUGUGCGUGUGCGUGUGUGUUGUUUGUUGUUUGUGCUCUUCUUGGAGCUUACCGGCGGCACAGCAAUGAGCGAAAACAACGGCAGCAGCAGCACCACCAUCACAGCCGCCAAUGGACCGCGCGUCGUUACCAUCUACAAGACGGAAACUGGCUUCGGUUUCAAUGUGCGCGGACAGGUGUCCGAGGGCGGACAAUUGCGUUCCAUUAACGGUGAACUGUACGCUCCGCUGCAGCAUGUUAGCGCUGUGCUGGAGAAUGGCGCCGCCGAGAAGGCUGGCAUCAAAAAAGGCGAUCGCAUACUCGAGGUCAACGGCGUCAGCGUGGAGGGCGCCACACACAAACAGGUGGUGGAUCUGAUCAAAUCUGGUGGGGAUUGCCUGACCCUGACGGUGAUAUCUGUGACCCAGCAGGAGGCCGACAGACUGGAGCCGCAGGAGGAUCAAACCGGCUACUCCUACAUAGACUACUCCGACAAGCGCUCCUUGCCCAUCAGCAUACCCGACUACAGCAUUGUGAAUCGGAAUGGUGAACGCUAUAUUGUCUUCAAUAUCCAUAUGGCCGGACGGCAGCUGUGCUCCCGUCGAUAUCGUGAGUUCGCCAAUUUGCAUUCGCUGCUGCGCAAGGAGUUCAGCGGCUUCAACUUUCCGAAGCUGCCCGGCAAAUGGCCAUUCCAGCUGAGCGAACAGCAGCUGGACACACGCCGGCGCGGACUCGAACAGUAUCUGGAGAAGGUGUGCGCGGUGCGCGUGAUUGCCGAAAGUGAUGCUGUGCAGGAUUUUCUAACCGAUACCGAGGAUGAUGUAUCCGCAUCGCCGGUGGACAUUAAGGUUAUGCUGCCCGAUCAUGAGGUGACCAGCGUUUCGGUUAAGAAAUCAUCCAGCGCCCAGGUCGUUUGGGAGAUACUCGUGCAGCGCGCCAAUCUGACAGCCUAUACGCAACAAUAUUUCUAUCUGUUCGAGAUCGUUGAGUACAAUUUCGAGCGCAAGCUGCAGCCGAACGAGAUACCCCAUCAGCUCUAUGUGCAGAACUAUAGCACCGCCUCGUCGACAUGCCUCUGUGUGCGACGCUGGCUCUUCUCCGUCAACAAGGAGCUGAAGCUGCCCGUUGGCGAGCAGGCGGCGCGUUUCAUCUUCUAUCAGGCGGUCGAUGAGGUCAAUCGCGGCAAUAUACGCGCCGAUGGCCGGCUCUAUGAGCUGAAAGCCUUGCAGGAUGCCAAAAAGGCCAACGAUUAUUUGACACUGGCCCGCACACUGCCCGGUUACGGUGAUGUCGUCUUUCCGCACUGCUCCUGUGAUAGUCGCAAGGAGGGACAUGUUGUGCCCGCCGUGGGAAUGAAAAGCUUUCGCCUCCACGCCUGCCGCGAUGAUGGCUCCCUGGAGGCGCAAAUGGUGGAGCUAACAUGGGAUAGCAUAACGCGCUCCGAGAGCGAUGAGGAGUCUAUGUCAUUUUGCUUUCAGUACAAUCGUCCAGAUAAGCCGGCACGUUGGGUCAAAGUCUAUACGCCAUAUCACGCAUUUCUUGCGGACUGCUUUGAUCGAAUUAUGGAGGAGCGCAAAUGGGAGGAUAGCGGCGAUUAGGAAGGAACAAAGAUUAUAUACACACAUAUUAGUAUAUACAUAUAAUAUAUACACGUAUAUACAUAUAUUGCAGCGUAAUCAUCUCAACAACAUCACAGCGAGCGGCUCAAUGCAAUCUUAGUCACACACAUACAAACACACACACACACGAGCACACACUCACCUGCACACACACACACACACACACACUGAGACUUGAAAAUUUGCAGGUUACGUUUUUUCUAUUCAAUCGAGAAUUUGUGUAUUAUCUAAAAAGCUUAUGUAGCUAUCAAUUGUGUGUCGUUGUGUAUAUAUAUAUAUAUCGAUAUUGUCGUGUGCCUGUUCUUGUUUUCGUUUCUGUUUCCGUUUCCGUUUCCGUUUUGAGUUUAGUUUAAGCAGAAAGUGAGACAAAUAGACCAGGACCAAGAAUGCCUCCGCCAACAUAGCCACAGUCACAGUCACAGUCCAGAGCUCUAUAAAUGAGAAAUAGAAUCUUAUGUUGUAAGUGCUAUAUCUUAUGUAUAUUGUAAAGAAUAUAUAUAGUAACUAUGAUAUUUGUAAAUUAUGCGAUGGGUUUAAACAAGCAACAUUCAAAUAAACAAAAGCAAACAACCAAUGUUAACAGCGGCAACAAAAUGUUUCAAGAUUAUUAACAGCACUUUAGCACAUAGAGAUAGAGAUAGACAGUUUAGUGUUAGAAGAGAAGAGAAGUGUUCGAAAACACACACAAAAAUACACACACACAAACACACAAACACACACACACACACACACACAAAGCAAAGCACCAAUUAAGCAAAUAUUAGAAAAAACUAAAAGAAUAAAAUAAAUGAUUCUCAUUAAAAAAUAAUUACAAAAAUCAAACACAAAAACUAUUUAUAGAAAUAAUAAAUUCUAAUUCUAUACACAUAAAAUGCAUACACACACACACAUGCAUAUAUACAUGCCUAUAUAUAUAUAUAUAUAUAACUUUUUUUUAGUAGUCGCAGAAAAAACUAAAUAGCUGCUAAAUAAUGUAAAAAGUCAAUUUUAAUUAUACAAAAGAAAAAAAUACAACAAAAAAAAUGCAUAUUACAUAGAACUUUAUAUAGAAAAUACAAGCAAAUAUAUAUAUAUAUAUAUAUAUAUAUAUAUAUAUAUAGUAUAUAUAAUAAAAACUGUACGAAUUGUCUGAAGUAUCUUUUGUAUGUAGUAAAAACAAGAAACAAAAUAACAACAAAACUAACAAACGAAAUAUGUUGAAAUUAUGUACUCAAUUUUAAUUUUUUUUUGGUAGCAAAAAAAUGUUAGUUACACUUAAGAGCUGUUUAUAACUAGUUAUUGAAACAAAAUAUGCGAAUACAAACAAAAAGGAAAAUAUAUAUAUAUAAACAAUCAAACAAUUUUGGUUAAAUUGAGAUAAAUGUAAAACAAAUGUGCGAGUGUGCGUGUGUGUGUGUGUGAAAGUUAACAGAAAAAUGUUGUUCAAAAUAAAGCUUUAUUGUAACAAGCGGCGAAUGUAACAAAAAUCGGUUAAUUUAAGCAAUGAAUGUAAUACACACAGGCACACACACACACACACACACACACAUACACACACGCAUACCAACACACACACACACACACACACACACACACACAAUUGUAUGGAAAACAAGAACAAACACUUUAGAAAGCAGUACAACAAAAACACACACACAUAAACACACACAACUAUAUUUACACACACUCACAUGCAUAAACAAUUAUACACA
Messenger RNA from Drosophila montana, 3588 nucleotides. It is a transcript of the gene Snx27, whose product is annotated as sorting nexin 27. NCBI's taxonomy places the organism in Eukaryota, Metazoa, Arthropoda, Insecta, Diptera, Drosophilidae. The coding region runs from base 365 to 1876 and encodes 503 amino acids. Gene Ontology annotation, molecular function: protein binding; phosphatidylinositol-3-phosphate binding. The record is from RefSeq and is a predicted model, not a curated record. Gene Ontology annotation, cellular component: early endosome. Gene Ontology annotation, biological process: endocytic recycling; signal transduction; intracellular protein transport. The transcript is spliced from 5 exons.